CGACCGCUUUUUCGCCCAGACGGUUUCUCCUCCACGAUCCACCAUCCGGCUUAGCUCUGCUGUUCUCCAGUCCUGUGGUACUACUCGACAAGUCGAUCCUCGAUGGGCCCCUGCAGAGCAUAAUCCUGCCUUUUUUUUUUUUUCUUACCCUCCCCCCGUUUUGCUCCGCAUCUCUCCUCGGCUUUGCGGUGUUGACCGCUCUCUCUUGCAAUUAUGAAGACCGCCGCUCUCUCGUUGCUCCUGUUGGCGCUGGUCGGUCUGGUCGCCGCCUGGUCCAAAGAGGACUACGAGAUCUUCCGCCUUCGCGAUGAGCUGGCGACAUCUGAAGGUGCCAAUGUGACCUUUUAUGAUUUCCUCGAGGUCCGCCCCAAUGCCAACCAAGAACAAAUCGUCAAGGCCCACCGCAAGAAGUCGAAGAACCUCCACCCGGACAAGGUGCGCCGCUCCUUCAUCGCCAAUUACUCCAAGGACAAGACCAAGGCCAAGUCCUCCAAGGGAGUGAAUGUCAACAAGGGUCCCUCCAAGCGCGAAGUCGACGCCGCCAUCAAGGACGCCAAUGCCCGCUCCGCACGCCUGAACCUCGUCGCCAACGUCCUCAAGGGCCCCAGCCGCGAGCGCUAUGAUCACUUCUUGAAGAAUGGCUUCCCCCUCUGGAAGGGUACGGGUUAUUACUAUGAUCGAUUCCGUCCCGGUUUGGGCUCCGUGCUGUUGGGCUUGUUUCUGGUAUUUGGCGGUGCAGCGCACUAUGGUGCCCUGUAUCUGGGAUGGAAGCGCCAGCGCGAGUUUGUCGAUCGGUAUAUUCGCCAGGCACGUCGCGCCGCCUGGGGCGAUGAGCUGGGUGUGCGUGGCAUUCCCGGCGUGGAUUCGGUCGGUGCGACUGCUCCCGCUCCUAGCCCCGAGGCCCCCGAGGCCGGUGCGGUGGCUAUGAACCGUCGCCAGAAGCGUAUGAUGGACAAGGAGAACCGCAAGGAGAAGAAGGGCGGUCGGGCCAAUGGACGUGGUGUGGGCUCGGCCUCGGCUUCGGGUACCUCGACUCCUACCGAGCAACCCACGACCGUUUCGACUGGGGAGCGGAAGCGUGUGGUUGCGGAGAAUGGCAAGGUGCUGAUCGUUGACUCGAUUGGCAACGUCUUCCUCGAGGAGGAGUCCGAGGAGGGCGAGAAGCAGGAGUUCCUCCUGGAUAUCAACGAGAUCCAGCGUCCGUCGUUCCGCGACACAGUCGUCUGCAAGGUGCCCGUGUGGGCGUACCGCAAGACCGUGGGUCGCGUGCUUGGCUCAUCGGACACUGUGGAGGAGGAAGAGGAGGUGCAGGGUGCGGCACUCGUUGAUGAGGUUACCGAGGCUACUGCUACUAGCAAGGCUUCUGCCCGUCGCCGUGGUAAGCGUAACCAGCGGUCAUAGACCGAGCUCCAUGGGGCUGUAUUUUUGAGUGUGAGCUUCAAUUUCGGUCGUGAUAUUGAUUUGUACAACUUGAUUCGACUUACAAAGCAAAAGUAAAUGAAAAUUAUUAGAAUAGAUGGAACCACAAAAACGGAUACCCACAAUACCUGUUCACUCUUUGAUUGGGUCCUCUUUUCAGCACUCAUGUGCCUUCCUAACAAAAUAUCCAACUGGCC
This is a messenger RNA of Penicillium brasilianum, 1616 nucleotides long. Lineage: Eukaryota; Fungi; Ascomycota; Eurotiomycetes; Eurotiales; Aspergillaceae. The record is from the annotation of a GenBank genome assembly.